This is a messenger RNA of Cheilinus undulatus (humphead wrasse), 3618 nucleotides long. It is a transcript of the gene zbtb17, whose product is annotated as zinc finger and BTB domain containing 17. The transcript is spliced from 15 exons. Gene Ontology annotation, biological process: regulation of transcription by RNA polymerase II. Lineage: Eukaryota; Metazoa; Chordata; Actinopteri; Labriformes; Labridae. The record is from RefSeq and is a predicted model, not a curated record. The coding region runs from base 206 to 2866 and encodes 886 amino acids. Gene Ontology annotation, molecular function: DNA-binding transcription factor activity; protein binding; RNA polymerase II cis-regulatory region sequence-specific DNA binding.
AGGGAGUUAGCGGCGUAUGAUCGAUCACCGAAUAACUCGAUUGGGUUUGUUUAUCCUAACUGACUCAAACACUUGGGAACACCGCCCGUCCGCGUCUAUUGGACCCGGACUCGAGACGAUACUACGAGGAGGGAGUUCCUGAGACCUGUGUCUGUCUGCCUGUCUGCCUGGCAGCGAUUACCACUAUCCUCAGACAAUCAGGAAGAUGGAGUUCCCCUGGCACAGUGGGAAGGUUCUGGAGCAGCUGAACCGUCAGCGAAAGCAGGGCCUGCUGUGUGACUGCACCUUUGUUGUGGACGGCGUUGACUUCAAGGCCCACAAAGCUGUACUGGCAGCCUGCAGCGUCUACUUCCGCACCCUCUUCUUGGACCAGAAAGAUGUGGUGCAUCUGGACAUCAGUAAUGCAGCAGGUUUGGGUCAGGUCCUGGAGUUUAUGUACACAGCUAAGCUGAGUUUAAGUCCACAGAAUGUAGAGGAUGUGCGGACUGUUGCCAGCUUUUUACAGAUGCAGGAAAUUGUGAACGCUUGCUCAGCGUACCAAUCAAUGGCAAAUCAAGCUCCAUCCCUCAUUACACUGGAUUUUGCUGUUGAUGAAAAACCAGGCGAAGGUGAGCAUGAAGAGGAGCUGGAAAGUGAUUUGGCAGACGUAGCUCUUCAAGCAGAAGAGCAGAGUCCUUCCAACACCCCCACAGAAGAUACAGAACCCCCGCAGAACCAGGAACAUUUAAAGGAAAUCAUCUCUACUGAAGAACAACACGAUGCUUCUCAGAAAAACCCCACCAAAUCCCAGGCAGGCAAAGGCCGACCAUCCAAAACUGCCACACUGUCUCCGCAGAAGAAAAUAUCGGUGAAGGAGGAAGAGAGCACUGCGCGAGAGGCUUCAGGAUUUCAGGACGACCCCUCCGACACCGACUACACACCCAAAUCGCAGUUGAAGUCACCUGGCAGCUCCUCCUACAUGAGCUCUAGAGGAAGAAGAAUCAGAAAACCUCCUCGACGAAACUUCCCACCUGACAAUGACUCAGAAGAUGAAGGCCCAUCAAAGAAAAAGACUGUGAGGAAGGUGGCAGAGCCGGCAGAAAUGGCGGAAGAACAGGAAGUUGACCCAGAAGUGGUUGGUAAUGGAGAAGCUGAUGAUGAUGAGGGUGUUGUGGAGGAAGAUGGAGAAGCCGGCCACCAGACAGGGGAAGCUGAUUCAAGCAGCGAGGGAGAUGGCAGACAAAGUCAGUCAGCGUCGAUGAGCAGCCGAUCAGAGUCAAAGCCCUACAGCUCAGUGACGCACAAGUGUGAGGAUUGUGGGAAGAAAUUUACACACACUGGAAAUUUUAAGAGACACAUGCGCAUCCACACAGGAGAGAAGCCAUUCAGCUGUCGGGACUGUAACAAAGCUUUCUCUGACCCUGCAGCUUGUAAAGCCCAUGAGAAAACACACAGCCCUCUGAAGCCAUACUGCUGCUCCACUUGUGGGAAGAGCUACCGGCAGAUCAGCCUGCUCAACCUGCACCGCAAACGCCACACAGGUGAGGCGCGCUACAGCUGUGAAAUGUGCGGCAAGUUGUUCACCACGUCUGGCAACCUGAAGCGCCAUCAGCUGGUGCACAGUGGUGAGAAGCCGUACCACUGCGACUACUGUGAAAAAGCCUUCUCUGAUCCCACCGCAAAGAUGAGACAUCUGGAGACGCAUGAUACGGAGAAGGGGAACAAAUGUCCUCACUGCGACAAACGAUUCAAUCAGCUGGGAAACCUGAGAGCUCACUUAAAAAUCCACAUCACGGACGGGCCUCUCAAGUGCAAGGAAUGUGGCAAACAGUUUACCACCUCAGGAAACCUAAAGAGACACCUGCGAGUUCACAGUGGGGAAAAACCGUACAUCUGUAUGCACUGUAAGAGAGCUUUUAGUGACCCUGGAGCUCUGCAGCGACAUGAACGCAUCCAUACAGGAGAGAAGCCCUGCAUCUGCCCAAUCUGUGGCAAGGCCUUCACCCAGGCCAGUUCACUCAUUGCUCACGUACGGCAGCACACCGGGGAGAAACCGUAUGUGUGUGAUCGCUGUGGAAAAAGGUUUGUGCAGUCCAGUCAGCUGGCCAAUCACAUCCGCCAUCACGACAAUGUCCGUCCACAUAAGUGUCAAAUGUGCAACAAAGCAUUUGUCAAUGUAGGAGACCUCUCGAAGCACAUUAUCAUUCACACAGGAGAGAAACCGUUCCUGUGUGAUAAAUGUGGCAGAGGCUUCAACCGGGUUGACAACCUGCGCUCUCAUGUCAAGACCGUCCACCACGGCAAGGCUGGCAUGAAGCGACUGGUCCUUGCUGGAGGUGGAGAAGAUGAGGGGAUGGAUGAGUGCGCUGCUGCAUCCACCUCUGAGAGUGAGAUCAACAUAGUUACGGUCACCACAGAGGAUAUCGUCACGCUGGCAACAGAGGCCCUGGCAGCAAGCGCUGUCGCCCAGCUGACAGUUGUGCCAGUGGCUGCUUCCGUGUCUGCAGAUGAGACAGAAGCUUUGAAAGCUGAAAUUACAAAGGCUGUGGAGAAAGUGCAGGAAGCAGAUCCAAACACCCAGAUCUUGUACGCUUGUGAUUCAUGUGGGGAUAAGUUCUUGGACGCCAGCUCCCUCGCCCAGCAUGUACGCAUCCACACAGCUCAGGCCUUGGUCAUGUUUCAGGCAGACUCUGAUUUCUACCAAUACACCACAGCGAACACUGCAGAGGCAGACUCUGCCCCAGCAUGGCAACCCACAGCUGAACAGGUCAUUCAGGAAGGAGAGCUGAUCCUACACGCCCAGAAUGGAGGAGGGGAAGGAGGGAUGGAGGAGAGACACAAGAAGAGGGAUCAGGAAGAGGAUUUAUCAGAAGGAAAUCCACACUGAAUCCACAGGGAAAGGAUGAAGAAGAGGGACGGGGAUGCCAGAAUCAGGAAUAGUGAGGCAGAUUUUUAAUGUGUAUGAACUUUACUUGCAAGACAAUUCUUUAUGUGAGAAAAGUAAGUCAGAUUCAUUACUUAGACUCCUUUUGAAACAAUUCUAUGUAAGAGUGUAUGCUCAUAAACCAUGUUUUUGCUGCCCUUAGAACUUAUUUGUAUAGUUUGGUUAUUUUUAGACUUAAAUACAGGAAUAUGCAUUGUUUUUGUAUAAAAUAUUUAGGUUGUGAUUGUGUCUUACCUAAUCUAACUUGAAGAGGAAACUUGUGUUAUUUUUCCAUGUCACCAAGAUGAGAUAUGUAAAUAUAUUUCCUUAAACAGUCUAUAUUUAAAUAUUUUAUUGUACUUAGUUGAAGUAUUUUCAUGAAGAGCAGAGAUAUCUACUUGAACGUGAGGGGGUACUAUAGAGUUAAUAAGAGGCUAGAUAACAUUUCCUCUUUUUUCCAGAGUGGGAUGUCUCGUAUUUGUGCACUAGCAAACACUGUAAAGCUGUGCAUGUGUAAUAUUUGUAUAUUGAUGUUUUCUUUUAAAACGUCUUAACACCUCUAAUGCAACAUAGAGUACAUGAUGAUGACAAACUAGUCAAUUUUCAGCAUCUGUUUUUGGUAAUAUUGGCUUGAAGGUAACUCCCUUAACAUCCACAACAUGUCCUGAUGAAUACCACUUCAAUUAUUUUCAUCACCUGGUGAAUAAAGCAUCUUA